AUGCCUCCCAACCACGGCCUAGUCCACGCCAAAGAGUACGACAUCAAGGACAGCAACGUCGAGCUCAUCGGGACCGACAUUGACCACCGCGUCAAACACAAGUCGGCCGCGACGGAGCCGGCCUGGAACGACGGCGCCGUCGGCACCAAGCCCGGCCUGCGCGUCUGGCGCAUCGAGCAGUUCCAGGUCGUGCCCUGGCCCGAAGACCAGUACGGCCAGUUCUACGACGGCGACAGCUUCAUCGUGCUGCACUCGACGAGGCCGGCACCGCCGCCUACAAGACGGUGCACCGCCGCCUACAAGACGGUCGAGCUGGACGAGUUCCUCUCCGGCGCCGCCACGCAGCACCGCGAGGUGCAGACCGCGCCGUCGGACGAGUUCCUCUCGCUGUUCCCGCGCCUCACCAUCCGGUCGGGCGGCGUGCGCACCGGCUUCCGCCACGUCGAGCCGCAGACCGGCCGCGCGCCCGUCCGCACGCUGCUGCGCGUCUUCAAGGGCCCUUCUGCGUCUGGCGGCGGCGUCGUGGUGCACGAGGUCGAGCCCGCCGUCGCCAGCCUGGACGACGGCGACGUCUUCGUCCUCGACGUCGGCGACAAGAUCUGGGUCUGGCAGGGCCGGCGCCGCAGCCCCGCGGAAAAGGCCAAGGCCGCCCAGGUCGUCCACGACAUGACGCUCGCGAAGCACAUUGACGUCGAGGUCGUUGCGCAGGCCGAGUCGCGAUCCCGCCGCGUGACGGACCUCCUCGGCGGCGGUGACGACGCGCCCCUCCUCGGCGGGGGUGACGACGCGCCCCGGGACGGCUUCAGCCAACGCCGCCCGAUGGGCACGGCGUCCUGGGCCGGCGAGGCUGCCGACCGUUCGGCGAGGCUGUUCCGUCUCAGCGAUGCCAGCGGCCGGCUGACCUUUGAUCUGGUCAGGGACGGCGGCCGCAUCUCGCUGGGGGACCUCGACGGCAACGACGUGUUCCUGCUUGAUGAUGGCGGCAGGGGCGUCUGGGUGUGGGAGGGCGCUGGUGCGAGCCGGAGAGAAAAGGCGGCGUGGCUGUCUGUUGCGCAGGCGUACAUUCGCCAUCUUCAGAGCGGCGAUCCUGAUGCCGCGCAUCACCUGGUGCCUCUGGCCAAGGUGAGGCAGGGGAACGAGAGCAGAGCCUUCUUGAGGGCUAUAGCCGCGUGCUAG
Molecule: messenger RNA, 1176 nt
Organism: Metarhizium robertsii ARSEF 23
Lineage: Eukaryota; Fungi; Ascomycota; Sordariomycetes; Hypocreales; Clavicipitaceae
Product: gelsolin
Exons: 2
Coding region: 1-1176 (391 amino acids)
Molecular function (GO): actin filament binding
Source: RefSeq, a predicted model, not a curated record